GAGGAAGAAGAAGGAAUAGUGUUCUCUUCUAUUUUGCCAAAAUGUAAAAUAAAAUGUAACACAAUGAAUGAUGCCGAUUGAUACAAAUUUAGGUGGAAUAAUAACUAAAUUGUGUAAAAACUCUUGUUCUGUACGCUAGAUAAAUAAAAUCGUCGUUUUAACAAAUAAUCCGUAAAAAGCACAGGAGUCAGGCGCGACGCGGCUUCCCCGCAGGAAAAUAAAGGGGUCCACGGUGUAGUUUCCUAACAAAGCAGGCUCCAAAAUGUCGGGAGAGGUCUAUCUCCUGUGGCUCCUGUCGCUUAUACAAACGCUGUCGGCGUACGGCGUGGAGCUGUCGUCUGAGGCGUGCAGGGAGCUGGGCUUCUCCAGCAACCUGCUGUGCAGCUCCUGUGACCUGCUGGGGGAGUUCAGCCUCACCCAGCUCCAGCCUGACUGCCGGCAGUGCUGCCAGCAGGAGGCCCAGAUGGAGGCACGCAAGCUCUACCCUGGAGCCAUCCUUGAGGUUUGUGGAUGAAAAUUGGGGAGGUUCCCCCAAGUCCAAGCUUUUGUCAAGAGUGACAAGCCGAAGAUGUUCAAGGGCCUUCAGAUCAAGUAUGUGAGAGGCUCGGACCCUGUGCUAAAGCUUUUGGACGAUAACGGGAACAUUGCUGAAGAACUCAGCAUCCUCAAGUGGAACACAGACAGCGUGGAGGAAUUCCUGAGUGAGAAAUUGGAUCGAAUAUAGGCGCUUGUGUCCAACUUUUUCAGUUUUUUUUUCUUUUCUUUUUUUAAUUCUUUGGUUAACUAUCUGCCAGUUUGUACACAGCCCAGACUUGAUAGCUGGUUGUCAAAUGACCGCUCUGUAUGACUGUUUUUGUAUCAGAGAAACCGUGAUCUUGUUGAACAUGUUUAGACUGUACCAAAUAACAUAUGCAAGAAUGUAAAGAAGGCGUAAUCACAGAAUGGCAAAUCACAAAUUAAUGAUCAACCUCAGCGAUAAAUCAUUGUUGAAAUUCCCUAAGAGUGAGAGUGUAGAAACCACCAUCACUGUUUAUCGUUUACCUGUUUUGUUUUUAUAUCUGUGGAAGUUUUUUCCCCCCCUCUCUUUGUCUGAUAUCCUUGUAUAAUUAUUUUUUUAUAAGGCUCACUUUGUCAGCGAUGGGUUUGUAGCUUGUCGUGGAUCCCAGUGGCCCUCCGGUGCGGAUGUCUCUGCCGAGACACACUUUAGUGAAGACCUCACAGGAAACCAGUUUUUGGGAUGUGAAGUCUGAUGUGUAUUGGUGUUUCUCAGCGGACUUCCGCUUUGAAGGGAAACUGGAUUCAUUUUUGAAUGCCUGUUUUUUGAGCAAGUGAAGUGGGAGCAAAUAUGCAACAAUAAAUAAACAAAAUCUUGAAUGGUU
This is a messenger RNA of Myripristis murdjan (pinecone soldierfish), 1379 nucleotides long. It is a transcript of the gene selenof, whose product is annotated as selenoprotein F. The transcript is spliced from 5 exons. Gene Ontology annotation, molecular function: oxidoreductase activity. NCBI's taxonomy places the organism in Eukaryota, Metazoa, Chordata, Actinopteri, Holocentriformes, Holocentridae. The record is from RefSeq and is a predicted model, not a curated record. Gene Ontology annotation, cellular component: endoplasmic reticulum lumen.